Molecule: messenger RNA, 1686 nt
Organism: Eurytemora carolleeae
Lineage: Eukaryota; Metazoa; Arthropoda; Copepoda; Calanoida; Temoridae
Product: sialidase-like
Exons: 3
Coding region: 1-1686 (561 amino acids)
Source: RefSeq, a predicted model, not a curated record
AUGGAAAGGACUGAUAGGAUAGAUGGUACACCUAGGACGAAUAGGACUGAUAGAAUAGAUGAUACACCCAGGACGAAUAGGACUGAUAGGAUAGAUGGUCCACCUAGGACGGAUAGGACUGAUAGGAUAGAUGGUACACCCAGGACGAAUAGGACUGAUAGGAUAGAUGGUUUACCAAGGACGGAUAGGACUGAUAGAAUAGAUGGUACACCUAGGACGGAUAGGACUGAUAGGAUAGAUGGUACACCCAGGACGGAUAGGACUGAUAGGAUAGAUGGUACACCCAGGACGAAUAGGACUGAUAGGAUAGAUGGUACACCCAGGACGGAUAGGACUGACAGGAUAGAUGGUACACCCAGGACGAAUAGGACUGAUAUAAUAGAUGGUACACCCAGGACAAAUAGGACUGAUAGGAUAGAUGGUACACCCAGGACGAAUAGGACUGAUAGAAUAGAUGAUUUACCUAGGAUGGAUAGAACUGAUAGAAUAGAUGAUACACCCAGGACGAAUAGGACUGAUAGGAUAGAUGAUUUACCUAGGACGGAUAGGACUGAUAGAAUAGAUGGUACGCACAGGAGGAAAAGGACUGAUAGGAUAGAUGGUACACCUAGGACGGAUAGGAAUGAUAGGAUAUCCGGCACACACAGGACGAAUAGGACUGGAGGGAUAUAUGGUACACCCAGGACGAAUAGGACUGGAGGGAUAUAUGGUACACCCAGGACGAAUAGGACUGGAGGGAUAUAUGGUACACCCAGGACAAAAAGGACAGAAAAGGCAGAUGGAACACCUAGGACGAAUAGGACUGAUAGGAUAGAUGGUACACCUAGGACGAAUAGGACUGGUAGGAUAGAUGGUACACCCAGGGCGAAUAGGACGGAUAGGAUAGAUGGUACACCCAGGGCGAAUAGGAAUAAUAGGAUAGAUGGCACACCCCGGACGAAUAGGACUGAUAGGAUAGAUGUUACACCCAGGACGAAUAGGACUGGGAGGAUAGAUGGUACACCCAGGGCGAAUAGGACGGAUAGGAUAGAUGGUACACCCAGGGCGAAUAGGACUGGUAGGAUAGAUGGUACACCCAGGGCGAAUAGGACUGAUAGGAUAGAUGGUAUACCCAGGGCGAAUAGGACUGAUAGGAUAGAUGGUACACCUAGGACGGAUAGAACUGGUAUGAUAUAUGGUACACCCAGGACGAAUAGGACUGGUAGGAUAGAUGGUACACCCAGGACGAAUAGAACUGGAGGGAUAGACGACACACACAGGACGGAAAGAGAACAGGAAAAAACUUGGGGGGACCAUGAUAGCAGGAAGAAGCCUAGAGAACCAGGAGAACAGGAAGAUACCGAGAGAGCCAGGAGAAAAGCAGACAACUUGGGGAACCAGGAGAACAGGAAGAAACCUAAGAAACCAAGAGAGAAGAAGAUAACCAGGAGAAUCAAGAGAGCUGGAGGCAACAAGGAAAACCAGAAGAACUACUGGCAACCUAGAAACAACGAUAUUUUGAGGCAACGCCAAAGAACCUGGAAUAUCGGAGGCAAACAAAAGCAUAACGGAAAACCCGGAGAAGAUACUUCUCAACCUGGAUAUACUGGUCGGAACCUGAUUACAGGAUACUUCUCAACCUGGAUAUACUGGUCGGAACCUGAUUACAGGAUACUUCUCAACCUGGAUAUGCUGGUCGGAACCUGA